AUGUCCUCUGCGGCUUCGGCCAAGGACUCGGACGACCGACGUCCCUCUGGGCAGGUCCCGGCGGCGGACGACGAUCCCGGCACCUCACCCGUGGACACGGAGGUGAGACCACCGGACGAGAUCGUCCCCGAGACUCAGCCGGAGGAGGAAGACGACUUUCCGGCGGAAAGGAACGAGUUCAGCAAGUUGAUGACGAACGACAGAACUCGCCAGCAUGAAGGGUUGGACCCGGCCUUAAACGAAGGGAGGGCGAGUGAGGUGGCAUCUGACGGGCCUCCACCGCUUCAAACCGAGGGGGCGCCCCCCGAGACGACCGAGACCUCCGGCCGCCGCGAGCAAGUCGCCGAGAUGAGCAGUCACCAGCAGGCUGAAACGAGCAAGAAGGCCGAGAUGGAGGAAGAGAGCAAGCAGCCGGCGACAGCGGAGCAGAUGGCUGCAGCGCUUCAGCACUCGCUGCAAACCGCCACCUAUCGCAAACCCCGACCCCAGGCAUGGAUGGACUUAGUGCAGCAGCUCUUUGAAACUGUUUUUCCUAAGAGCCCAAGCAAGAAGAAGUACCUGUCUGCAGCAGCUCAACGGCUCCCGCGCCUCACCAAACCGGAGAUGGAGCGGCUGGUCGACGUUUUCGAAGACAUCGUGGUAUCCCAGCAUCAAGACUGGACUUCAUGGUCUCGACUUGUGGUGGCGUCAUGUCACACGGUCUACAUCUCCAGGCAGUCGUUGGAAUAUGUUCUUAGCAAGGAGUUGGGAAAGGUCUCGAUGCAAACUGCAGAGCUCCAAGCUCCAGUGCUCACCCAAUGGGCUCAAAAGGUGGCGGGGCAACAGGAAGGAGGAGGUUAA
Messenger RNA from Phytophthora sojae, 840 nucleotides. RefSeq lists its product as hypothetical. Bases 1 to 840 code for a protein of 279 amino acids. NCBI's taxonomy places the organism in Eukaryota, Oomycota, Peronosporomycetes, Peronosporales, Peronosporaceae. The record is from RefSeq and is a predicted model, not a curated record. The transcript has a single exon.